This is a messenger RNA of Caenorhabditis angaria, 2633 nucleotides long. NCBI's taxonomy places the organism in Eukaryota, Metazoa, Nematoda, Chromadorea, Rhabditida, Rhabditidae. The record is from the annotation of a GenBank genome assembly.
AUGUUUGAUUCGGAUGAGGAUUCUGAGAGAAGAAGAGAUAAGUUUGCUCGUGAAAGAAGAGACGAUGAUAGGUUAGAGUUUUGUUGAUUGAUUUCAAAUAUAAAUUAAUUUGUUUCAGAAGAGGAGGCGGCGGUGGUGGCUAUUCUCGAUAUGAUGGCGGUCAAAAGCGUCCACCACCAAGAAGAGAUGAUUAUCAAGUGAAAAGAUCACGCAAUGAGUAUGUUUUUUGAAUGAUAUUUUAGACUGUUGAAAAUAUUGCUGAUUUUCAGUGAUCCUUCCGAUACAUAUGAGCCAACUGUUAAAUCAACAGAAGAGACUCCAAGUGGUGAUAUCAUGUUUUCUGGUCCAAUGCUAACUUUCAAGCGAUUUUUGGCUACUCAAGAUGACGACAUUUCUGAUGAAGUUGCGGUGAAAAAGUAUAACGACUACAAAAUUGAAUACAAGAAACAUCAAUUGGAACGUUUUUUCAAAGCUCACAAGGAUGAAGAAUGGUAAUAACGAGACCAGAGGCGCACUAUGCCGCGGUCAUUGGAUCACAACUGAAUUUUUCAUUUUAUUGACAAGGAUGUCAAUCGAUUUCUUUUUCAAUACUUUUGAAACUACUUUUUUCUUAAUUUUUAUUAUUCAUUUUCAAUCAUUUUAUUUAGGUUCAAACAGAAAUACAAUCCGCAAGAUGCUCAAAAAAUCACUGAAGCACAUGCAAAAUAUUUGGAAAAAAGGAUCGAAGUAUUUAAUGAUUUGAAAAACAGUGGACAACUCGAAGGAUUUUCGCUUGAUUAUGAAAAUGCGGAAAAGAUUAUUAGAUUGUUGGAUACUGUUGUUGUGAAGUUAGAAGAUGGAAGUGAAGAAGAUCUGAAAGCAGUUCAAACACAAAAAAUCGAAGAUGAAUCAUUGACGGAAUUGAAUAUAACUUCAACUGGAUCAGAAGAAGUGAAAGAAGAAACUAAAACUGAGGAAUCUGAAGAAGGAGCAAUUGAUGAUGAAAAACCAUCAGCAAAAGUCAGCAUUCAUAAACCAUCUUCAAUUUUCAUUCGAAAUAUUCAUCCAACUUUAACAUAUGAAGAACUCGAAUCUCUUUGUAAACGUAGUCCAGGCUUUUUGAGGCUCGCUCUCACUGAUGGAAUUGCCGAAAGAAAAUUCUUUAGAAGAGGUUGGGCUACUUUCCGAAGAGAUGUCAAUAUAAAAGAAAUUUGUUGGAAUUUGAAUAAUUUCCGAGUUCGAGAUACUGAUUUGAAUUGUAUUAUCAAUCGAGAUAUGACAAGAAAAAUCCGGUCAACUAACGGAAUUUCAGCUCACAAAACAGUUGCAACCAAUGAUUUGAAACUUGCAUUGAAGGUUUGUUUAUUUUUUAACAGAUAAUCAAUUCAAACCAUAAUUUAAUAAUGUUUAGCUUGUUGUUCUUUGCGAUAAACGUGCUGGACUUUUUAAUGCAAGUGGAGAACCAGAAGAAGAACGUGAAAAGGAUAUUCGAAUGGGUGUUGAUCUAAUUUCAGCUUCAACCAAUCCAAUAAUCAAAGAUAUCAAAAACAUUGUACCAAAAAGUAUUCUCGAAGAAAUCAGCGAAGAAGAAGCUGAACUUUUGGGAAAUUCAAAUGGUGAUUCGAGUGCCAAAUCUGACGAUAAAAUCGUUUUUGAACGCGAUCCAACUAUUAUAAAAGCAUUGGAUUUAUUGAUUAUUUAUUUGAGAAUUGUCCAUUCUGUUGAUUUCUAUAAUCAUGGAGUUUAUGCCCUCGAAGAUCAGAUGCCAAAUAGGUGAAUUCGAGAUUAUUCAAAAAAAUACUCAAUUAUUUUUAUUUUUAGAUGUGGAAUGUUCCAUGUUCGUGGACAACCACCAUCUGGAGCACAUAUCUCAACCAACGAAGAUGGAAAUCUUGUAGUUCCUCAAAAGUUUGUUCAAGUAAGUUUUGAUGUAUUUUUAUUUGAAAAAAUCUUGAACUUUUACAGGAUUUCACAUCUGGAUUCAACAGUCGAAUUGAGAAAGCACUGAUUGAAAAACAAUAUGUUAACGAAGAAGAACAAAUAAAGUUGGGGAAAAAAGAUGAAGAAAAAGAGAUUGAUGAUUUCGUGGCAAAAAAUACUGUUGAAUUGGCCAAAGAUAAAUGGUUGUGUCCAUUGUCAGGAAAGAAGUUCAAAGGUCCAGAAUUCAUCAAAAAACAUUUGCAAUCAAAACACGAAGACAAAUUGAAUGAAGUUCGAGCCGAUGUUAUAUAUUUCAAUAAUUAUGUUGCUGAUGCUUCUCGUCCAGUUGAUUUAGAACGCCCAAAUAAUAUAGUUCCAUCAAAUGGACAAACAAGAGAUAAUGGACAUUUUGGUGGAACAUUUAGAGAAGAAAGAGGAGGUGGAUAUAAUAAUAGAGAAGAAGGGAAUGGUGAUCGUGGAGGUGGAGGUUAUCGUAAGUUAUUUUUUUAACUUUCAACUGUAUAUGAAAUUAAUCAUUUCCAGGAAACUCAUUUGGCGGUAAUAAUUAUGAUCGCAAUCGUGGUCCACCAAGAAAUAAUAUGGGAGGUGGAUAUGGAGGUCCAAGAAAUUCUGGAGGUGGAAGAUAUUUUGAUGACAAUAAUCAACAACCACGUCGAGAUAACAGACCUCAAGUAUCCUAUCGCGAUUUAGAUGCACCGGAAGAUAUCCCGUAA